Molecule: messenger RNA, 837 nt
Organism: Sporisorium graminicola
Lineage: Eukaryota; Fungi; Basidiomycota; Ustilaginomycetes; Ustilaginales; Ustilaginaceae
Exons: 1
Coding region: 1-837 (278 amino acids)
Biological process (GO): phosphatidylinositol biosynthetic process
Cellular component (GO): Golgi apparatus; membrane
Molecular function (GO): CDP-diacylglycerol-inositol 3-phosphatidyltransferase activity
Source: RefSeq, a predicted model, not a curated record
AUGCCAAGAAGUACACGCAACUCGAAAGCUACAGCAGCAGAUGUGGCAGCCACCAAUGGCACUGCAGGCGGCAAGUCGGAGUCGCUCCUGCAAAGAGCAAACGAGGCCGACGAGAAUGUCUUCCUCUUCGUCCCCAACUUGAUAGGAUAUGCCCGCGUCAUCCUCGCCGCGCUUUCGCUUUACUUUAUGAAGGGCAACCCCAAGGUCUGCACGCUUCUUUACGGUGUUUCGUGUCUGCUCGAUGCCUUUGACGGCAUGGCUGCGAGGGCGCUCGGUCAGUCGACAAAGUUCGGCGCUGUUCUCGACAUGGUCACCGACCGCUGCACCACGGCGUGUCUGCUUUGCUUCUUGACCGCCGCCUACCCACGAUGCGCUGUCAUCUUCCAGGGCCUCAUUACACUCGACUUCAGCUCGCACUACAUCCACAUGUACAGCUCGCUCGUCACCGGGUCCACCUCGCACAAGAUCGUCACCUCGGACGUUUCCAAGAUCCUCUGGUACUACUACAACGACAGCAGGACGCUCUUCAUGUUUUGCGCCGGCAACGAGCUUUUCUUUGUUUGCCUCUACCUCAUGGACUUUUACAAGAGGCCGUUUGGGCUGGACAUCGAGCCGCUGCUCUUCCUGUUUCCCUCCGCGCUCAAGGCAUCGCCGUGGGUCGCGUAUGUCAUCAAGCAGGCACCGCAGCUUAGCUGGCCGCAGAUCGUGGGCGCGAUCACUUUCCCUAUCUGUGCUGCCAAGCAGAUCAUCAACUGUGUUCAGUUCUGGAAGGCUGCCAAGGUGCUCGUGGGCAAAGAUCUCGAGGAACGUCACAAGGCUCGCACCAAGUCGCUUUGA